This is a messenger RNA of Phycodurus eques (leafy seadragon), 9576 nucleotides long. RefSeq names its product lemur tyrosine kinase 2 (gene lmtk2). The record is from RefSeq and is a predicted model, not a curated record. Gene Ontology annotation, biological process: protein phosphorylation. Bases 394 to 4830 code for a protein of 1478 amino acids. Gene Ontology annotation, molecular function: ATP binding; protein tyrosine kinase activity. Lineage: Eukaryota; Metazoa; Chordata; Actinopteri; Syngnathiformes; Syngnathidae. The transcript has 13 exons.
ACGUGACGUCGCGAAGGAACAUGGCGCUUCGGAGGGGAUGAGUUUCACGAUAGUCACGUUUGAUUUAUUCCUGUCAGUCUGCGUUUACUUGAAUAACGUCAAGCGGCAUCCACCGAAUAUGAUAGGGCGUCGGGCUCGUUCGCACCUUUUGUCCGAGUGGACACCGGAAACGGGCGUUUAGUAGCCGUGUUCGUUGUCGUUAGCGACUGUUAUCAUCGACAUGCUAGCCGAAGCUAAGUGACUAAAGAGCGACAGCAUGCUUGCCUACGUUCACGUUCUAUUGUUAACCAAUGACUGAAACACGACUUGUCAUCAUCGUACCUGAGCGUCAGUUGUUGUUGACGACGACACUUGCAACCAUCUAGCGGCUUGUUUCGAAGCCAAGCCAGGAGGAUGAAGAGCUGCCACGGAUGUGUUCCGCUGCUGCUCAAGGCGGUCUUGCUGUGGGUAUGCUGGCCAGCUGAAGGUGCCCCGUUUCAGGAUCGCCACAGCACAGACGGCAACGUGGGUGAUCCAUUUUACGUGUCUCUCUGCUUGGCCCUGACGGCACUGGUGACAUUGGUGGUGCUGCUGGUGAACUGUGUGAGCUGUUGCAAGGAGAGGGAGAUCAACUUCAAGGAAUUCGAAGACCACUUUGAUGAUGAGCUCGACUUCACACCGCCAGCCGUGGACACGCCGUCUAUGCAGUCACCGGCUGAGGUGUACACUCUCGCCGUCUCCCCUGUGGCCUUGCCCGGACCCCCGCACCUUCAACCUGCAGCGCCCAUCACAGAGGGAUCCACAGGCUUCCAGGUAGCCCGUCAUAGUCUGAGUUAUAUCCAAGAAAUUGGCAAUGGAUGGUUUGGCCAGGUGAUCCUGAGUGAAAUCUAUACAGAUCCCGGUGGCACCAGAGUGAUCGUGAAGGAGUUAAAAGCCAAUGCAAAUGCCAAGGAGCAGAAUGAGUUCCUGCAGCAGGGGGAUCCUUAUCGAGUAUUGCAGCACCCAAACAUCCUCCAGUGCCGUGGACAGUGUGUCGAAGCGAUUCCCUUUCUGCUUGUUUUUGAGUACUGUGAAAUGGGGGAUUUGCGAGGCUAUUUGUCUCAGCAGGACUGGACAUUCAGAAGUGCUGAGAUACUGCAGCUGCAAAGGAUGGCCUGCGAAAUCGCUGCCGGUCUCACUCACCUUCACAAAUACAACUUCCUGCACAGUGAUUUAGCCCUGAGGAACUGCUACCUGACGGCAGAUCUUACUGUCAAAAUUGGAGACUAUGGAAUUGGGCCCUAUGCAUACAAAGAGGAUUAUAUCAUCACAGAGGACGAUGUAUUUGCGCCCCUCCGCUGGUUGGCUCCUGAGCUGGUGGGCGAGCGCCAUGGAGGUGUGAUCACUUUGGAGCAUACCAAGCCCAGCAAUGUUUGGGCCUUGGGGGUCACUUUGUGGGAGCUUUUUGAGAAUGCUGGUCAACCAUAUCCACAUCUGUCUGACCGGGAGAUUCUCAAUCAUGUGAUCAAGGAGCAACAAGUCAAACUCUUCAAGCCGCAACUGGAGCUUCCUUAUUCUGAGAGAUGGUUUGAGGUCCUGCAGUUCUGCUGGCUCUCCCCUGACAAGCGUGCGACAGCAGAGGAAGUUCACCGUUUACUCAUCUACCUGCGCAUGCAAGGCCAAAGGGACAUAGAAGAAGACUUUGAGCAGCGCUGGGACGCUCUCAAGCCAAGCGUUUUGACACGACAGACUGUUAGCCACUCAUCCUUCCCAAUCCUGGAGCAGUUUGCGGACGAUGCGCUGCAGCAGGACAUCGAUGAAGUCCUGACCGUCACUGAAACCAGCAAAGGACUCAGUUUUGAAUACAUUUGGGAGGCAGCCAAGCACGACCACUAUGACAGCAGCCAUUCUCACCCAGGCAUGGACACAUCAGUGAACUACCAUAGCAUGUUCUUUCCCGUUUCCACUGAAGACAUCCAGGCCCAUUUCCCAGAUCCUAUCGCCAGAUCAUCAGCUGCUGGUGGUGGUGGGAACACUCCGUCUGGAAUACCUGGAAUAGUGCCAGUGUUCGAUGCCCAGAAGCCAGCUAAUGGCAAUGGUUACUACAUACAGCUUGAAGACCAAGCAGGAGAAAGCCAUAUUGGACAAGAUGGCGCUCAAAAGACAGGCUUCAAUUCAAGCCAACAAGACUUUGUUGUUCUCCAAGAUGUUCGUUUGGAUGAAUCUAGCACGGACGCCGACUUUUUUCACCACAGUAUCGAUUCCAAGGAUUCUUAUUUACCAGACAGUCACAUCUGGUCAUCUCUUGAAAAUGACAGUCCAUACCACACUAAUAUUUUCACAGAGGGAGAGUCCAAGCAGGAGGACUCUGUAUCUUGGAGACAGGAUUUUGUGGCGCUUCCAGAGCGCAACGGGAACCCUUUUUGUGUAAAUAUUCCUUUGGAUGUGCAGGACAUGAAUGCGCGGGAUUCUUUUUUAGGGAGUUGUUCAGAAGCCACUCACCGGACUCAGGAGGAGGACAGUGCUGAUAUGAAGAGAAUUCAGAACACUGCUAAACUGGCUGAGAAUUAUCAGUUUCUUAGGGAACAUGACCUGAUGAAAGAAGGCACACAGUUUUUAAAUCCACAGCAGAAUUUUCUAUCACCCGGUGUCGUCCAUGAACCGGAGGAAACCUUCAAGAUGGCUUCUUGGGACAACCUGGACGCCUACGGCAGCUUAAACACAGCAGAUACUUAUUUAAAACCUACAUGUAGUAGCACAUCCCCGAGACGGGUACCUUUGGACUCGUCUAGCACCAACUUCGGGGAACAUAACCCGUUUCGGAUACAAAAUGAAACACUAUUGCCUUUCAUUACUGUUGUGUCAGAAGACGAAUUAAGCAACCAGCUGUCAGCUAGUAACAGUUCUUCCACUGAGGACCUCACUCUGCUCCCACCCUCAGACAGAGACGUAGACUCUGAUUUCCAUUCUACCUCAGAAAUGUUAGAUAUUAUCAUUAGUCCGACUGAAGAGCAGAUUCCCGUGUUCUCUGAAAGUGCCACUACAGACAUAUUGUACAUGGAUGCCAAUCUCUUCACCCUUGACCGUGACAAUGAAACCUCAAACAGUAGUGCUCAAGAACUCAUUGGAAGUCAAAUAACUGAGAAGCCGCACAUCCAAGCAUCGGUUUCAGACAGUGGACAUGUUGACGAUCUGACGAGCGUUGAUCUGUUGAGUGAACCCAUUGAGGACGCUGAUUUGGAAAUGGAAACAAAUCUGUUAGAACACGAAGAAUUAUUUAUAGAUGCCAAUGGACAACCUAUCGGCAGAUCCUCUCUGCUGGUCUCCGGCCCUUCUUUGGACCAGAUUAGCCAGGACAGCUUGCUAGAGGACAGCCUGUCUAUCACUCUACCAACUGUUGACCACUCUGCUGAGACACCAGACUCUUUAGACUCCCUGGACAUUCACCGGCUCGGAGACCAGCACAAGCUCCAGCCUCCGUACAAGAUAGCUGACAGUGGGUAUGAGACGGAGAACCUUGAGUCUCCUGAGUGGAACUCUCAGCCCAACAAUAAAGACCUCUCCCCUGUGAAAAAUGGCGGGAGUGUAGCUCAAAAGGAAAACAAUACAGACGAGACUACUACUGCAACAAAUCUGGUGCCUCCGGAAAUUGUCAUCUCUGAAGCUGAUGGCACGCCAGACACUCCUGGUGAGGAUCAUCUUGAAGUCAUUCCUGUCGAAGAACCGCUCAUGAGUAGUAAUUACAGAGACUCCGCCUACUUCUCAGACAAUGAAUCAGAGCCAGAGAAGAAAGCUGAAUAUACCAAUGCGGAAGGUUCCGUCGAAGUCUCUUCGCUGCAGAACGCUACCAAAGUUGCGGUCCCAGUACGGGAAAGUCAGAUGGAAAGUUUUGUUGAGUCUUUAAUACCACAGCAAGUUUUUUCUGCUGCCCCAGAAGUGCAGGGUGACAUCAGAGAAGAACUAGAUCCAUCUCCAGAGAUGCAUUCAGACGUCAAGACAUUUUUAACAGAAACUCAAAGCUGGUCAAAUCACGACAGACACAAAUCUUACUUUUUCAACGACCUACCCGAGUCUCCUGAGCCAGAUCCCCCUUUCCCCACCAGUCCGCUUCCAUUGCCCGAGGACGCUGUUCACACCAAGCUAACCAGGACCUUUGCCGGGGAGGCCCAUAAGAUAAAAGAGCCCGACGUGGAGGGCCGUUACCUGGGCCGGCGGGACGGCCCAGAGGACGGCGCGGACGCCGACGAGGAGAACGAAAACAGCGACGACUCUGACGAGGACAUUCAUGCCUACCAGCUGCACAGCUCCAGCUCUGACAGCGAGGAGGAAGGCGCGCACGCCGUGCCGCUCAUCAUCUCGGACGAUAGCGACGCCAAGAAUUUGAGGAGCUUAUUGAAACCUACGACCUUCAACAUUGGGGCUCCAGCCUCCUUGGCCACGACCACCAGGAGAGCUGUCUCCUUCUUUGAUGAUGUCACCGUCUACCUCUUUGACCAGGACACCCCCACUAAGGAGCUGGGUGACCACCCGUCUGGCUCCAACACGCACACGCCACAGUUUAGCAGCCCGGUGCCAAGUUCCAGCUACCUGAACCGCUUCACCAACUCUGAGAGCUCCACAGACGAAGAAGGGGGUGGUUUUGAGUGGGACGACGACUUCCCCUCGGCACCCGCCUUCUCCUCCAAAACGCACAAAGAUGUGGCGGCGUCCAAGAGCUCAGCGCCGUCCCGCAUCUCAUCCCCGGCCGUCGCAGUGGCGGCUUCCAGCUGGGGAAGCUCCUCCAACUACUCACGCUUCUCCAUCUCACCAGCCAGCAUCGCUAGCUUCUCUCUGACGCACCUCACCGACUCUGACAUUGAACAAGGAGGCUAGUGCACAACACACCUGCUAAGAAUCUGUGUCGUAGCUGACUUAAUCCACCUCUUAAAUCCUCCACCAUGUCACAAUUAUAGAAUCCAUCCAUACAAUACAAAAAGAAAUACUCUAAUCCCUCAUUUUAUUGCGGGGGUUACAUUCCUACCCCCGCAAUAGACCAAAUCUGCAAUGUAGAGACCAUUUUAUUGUAUUAUUUGUAUGAAUUUAAGUUUCAUAUGCAUUACAGUGUCAAUAAGUGAUACUUUAGAGAGGCGCAGGUGCUCUAUUUGUCCACAUGAGGUCACCAAUACACACUCUACACAAGCACAGUAUACACAGUGUUGAUGGUGCACUGCUUCCCCCUCCCGAGAAGCUGUCGGGAAGUCUUUCUUCAUGGCCUCACCGAACUCCUCCUGUAACCGAGUUUUUGCUUCAGCGACCACCACAGCUGCAUUCCGCUUGGCCAGCCGGUACCCAUCAGCUGCCUCAGGAGUCCCACAGGCCAAAAAGGCCUUUAUAGGACACCUUCUUCAGCUUGACGGCAUCCCUCACCGUUGGUGUCCACCAACGGGUUCGGGGAUUGCCGCCACGACGGGCACCGACCACCUUACGGCCAGAGCUCGGCUCGGCCGCCUCAGCAACGGAGGCGCGGAACGUGGUCCACUCGGACUCGAUGUGCCCGCCUCCCCCGGAACUUGAGCAAAGUUCUGUCGGAGGUGGGAGUUGAAACUCCUUCUGACGGGGUAUUCUGCCGGACGUUCCCAGCAGACUCUCACAAUACAUUUGGGCCUGCCACGUCGGACUUGUCAUCUUCCCCCACCAUCGGAGCCAACUCACCACCAGGUGGUGAUCAGUUGACAGCUCCGCCCGUCUCUUCACCCGAGUGUCCAAGACGUGGCCGCAAGUCCGAUGACACGACCACAAAGUCGAUCAUCGAUUUGCGACCUAGGGUGUCCUGGUGCCAAGUGCACGUGUAGACACCCUUAUGCUUGAACAUGGUGUUCGUUAUGGACAAUCCGUGAUGAGCACAGAAGUCCAAUAACAGAACACCGCUCGGGUUCUGAAUGGGGGGUGCCGUUCCUCCCAACCACGCCCUUCCAGGUCUCACUGUCAUUGCCCACAUGAGCAUUGACGUCCCCCAGCAGAACGAUGGAGUCCCCAAGCGGGAGCGCUCUCCAGCACCCCCUCCAGGGACUCCAAAAAGGGUGGGCACUCUGAACUGCUGUUUGGUGCAUCGGCACAAACAACAGUCAGGACCCGUCCCCCCCACCCGAAGGCGGAAGGAGGCUACCCUCUCAUCCACCGGGGUGAACCCCAACGUACAGGCGCCGAGCCGGGGGGCAAUAAGUAUACCCACACCUGCUAGGCGCCUUUCACCGUGGGCAACUCCAGAGAGAAAGAGAGUCCAACCCCUCACAAGAGGACUGGUACUAGAGCAAAAGCCGUGUGUGGAGGCGAGUCCGACUCUUAUCUAGUCGGAACUUCUCGACCUCGCACACCAGCUCGGGCUCCUUCCCUGCCAGAGAGGUCACGUUCCACGUCCCUAGAGCCAGCUUCUGUAGCCGGGGAUCGGAUCGCCAAGGUCCCCGCCUUGGGAAGGGGGAUCCACGUUUUAAAAAAAAAAAUUUAAAAAAAUGGAGAGAAUAGAUUGUUGGGAAUAUAGCAAUACAAUUUGCAUCGUCAUUGACUGAUUUUUUUUGUGUGUGUCCCUAUUAGGAAGCAGUGAGGACGGCGAAAAAGACUAGCCUGCCCGUCCGAGGCACUCCACUAGUUGUCAUCACACUAUCAAACACUUGCACUUUUUUGCGGGAUCGGUUGGAAGUCAAGACAAAAACCCACCACCGGGCGGUUGACGGCCAUUCCCAAACUGGCUGCAGAUGUGCAAAUCCACUCGGGGGGAAGGGGGCGGGGGGGCGAAACGGUCCCGAGCAGGACGUCACGAGUGCGCGCUCCUCGCGAGCGUUUGUUCGGCUGCUUCCUGUUUUUUCCCCGACAACUUCUUUGUCACCCCCCCCCAAAAAAAGACUCAAGAAGCAAAUAUUUUUGAAUGCAUCGUGACACUACAGCCAAAUAGGAAUAAGCUUUUUCAAUUAAUCGGGAACUGAUCAAGUGUUUUUCUUUCAUUGUCACUGCCAUCGCUCAUUCUCCUUUUAAUUUUUGAUUUUGUUUUUUUCCCCAUUUUUUUUGUGUUCAAAAUCUCCUCUUUGGAGAGCAACUCUUUCUUCUGUAGAAAGAACAACUGUCUUACUAGUAACCUUUUUUCCUAGGGAUGGUUGAGUACCGAUACCAAGUAUCGGUAUCGGGCCUAUCCCGGCCUUAUUUCAAGGUAUCGGGCACUCGUGAAGCGUGCCGAUACAAGCCACUGAUACUAAGGCAAAAAAAAAAAAAAAAAUCAGACAAUGAGUAAGUCCUCCUGGCCAGUAGUUGGCACUAUACUGCAUCCGUUUGACACAUGGGCGAAUGAUCAUGUGCGUCAGAAAGAAAGAAAACGGUCUUUGUUCACAAUCAUCUGUCGUGUUAAUAGAAAUGUUAUGUAUCAAAAGUACUAGUGGUAUCAGUACUCUGUAUUGGUGAGUACGCAUACCGGUAUCGGUCUGGAAAAAAGUGGUAUCGAACGUCCCUGGUUUCUUCCGCACUAGCGUGCGGCCCUUACACUGGAUGGAUUCGAUACCCACCACCCUAAAGUCCUUGUACUUGUACAUUCUUUGUCCUCACUAGUAGAACAACUAAUCCCCUGGUUGUACAAGUGUGUCAUACUUAACUUUUUUCCACUACUUUUGCCCGACUAGCACGCAUUUAAACCUUCCUAGUAAACUACUGUGGUGCACUACUAGACAACUAGUAGGUAUAUGUCACACACCAGUAGCCGCCCAGACCCUGCGAGCAUCACCAAAAUGGCCACAAGUAGUGUUGCCUUACUAGUGACAUGUAGUUGUCCCACUAGUUUGCUAAAAUUGCCCUACUAGUGUGCCAAAAUGUCAUACAGUAGGAAAGAAAAAAAAAAAAAAAAACUUGACUAGGAAGACAGUUGUUCCACUAGUGCAGUUUUGCCUCACUACUAACAUGUAGUUGUUCUACUAGUAUGCCCAUACUAGUAGGACAACCACAUCAAUAGUGACCCAAAACUGUACUCGUGACAUACAAUUUAUUCAAUAUCCUUGAUGUCCCCUUUAAGGUCCAUGUGCUAGUUUGUAGUGAAAGACAAUUCCACUAAUAAUGUGCUUUUUACUAUGAUAUUUCUGCGCACUAGUAGAAUGGCAAGAGCACAGUAAUAUAACUACUUGUUACUAGUGAGGUAAAACACUGCACUAGUUUGUGGGCAACUAGUACUACUUGUGGAGCGCUAGAUGUUAACUAGUACAAUUUUAAAAUGUCACUAGUAGCAUGCAGUUGUCACUUAGUACAGUGUUCCUCACUAGUAACAUGUCCUAGGAUGCCAAAACUUUCCUAAAAGCUCUUUGUCACUAGUAAGACAAUUCAGCACACUAGUCUAACGACUGACUUACUGUGACCUUCCUGCGCACUAGUAGGACAAUUUGGGUACAGUAGUACAACCCCAAUUCCAAUGAAGUUUGGACGUUGUGAUAAACAUAAAUAAAAAACAGAAUCUCCGUUGUCGUAUUUUACGCUUCAUAAUGCGCCACGCAUUAUCAAUGGGAGACAGGUCUGGACUGCAGGCAGGCCAGUCUAGUACCCGCACUCUUUUACUACGAAACCACGCUGUCGUAACGCGUGCAGAAUGUGGUUUGGCAUUGUCUUGCUGAGAUAAGCAGGGGCGUCCGUGAAAAAGACACUGCUUGGAUGGCAGCAUAUGUUUCUCCAAAACUUGUAUGUACCGUUCAGCAUUAAUGGUGCCUUCACAGAUGUGUAAGUUUUCUGACGUGUUCCUGAGCCCAUGCGGUGAUAUCCUUUACACACUGAUGUCGUUUUUUGAUGCAGUGCCGCCUGAGGGAUCGAAGGUCACGGGCAUUCAGUGUUGGUUUUGGGCCUUGCCGCUUACAUGCACUGAUUUUUCCAGAUCCUCUGAACCUUUUGAUGAUAUUAUGGACCGUAGACGACGAAAUCCCUAAAUUUCUUGCAGUUGUAUUUUGAGGAAAAUUGCCCUUAAACUGUUUGACUAUUUUGUCACGCACUUGUUCACAACGAGGUGAACCUCGCCCCAUCUUUGCUUGUGAAUGACUGAGCAAUUCAGGGAAGCUCCUUUUCGACCCAAUCACGGCACCCACCUGUUCCCAAUGAGCCCGUUCACCUGCGGGAUGUUCCAAACGCGUCUUUUUUUGGAACGUGUUGCAGCCAUAAAAUUCUAAGUUAAUGAUUAUUUGCUAAAAACAAUCAAGUUGAUGAGUUUGAACAUUAAAUAGCUUCGUAGUGUAUUCAAUGAAAUAUAGGUUGAACCCGAUUUGCAAAUCAUUGUAUUCUGUUUUUAUUUAUGUUUAACACAACGUCCGAACUUCAUUGGAAUUGGGGUUGUAGUCGGGUUACUAGUGCCUAUUAUUAGUUGACCAGUAAAGUUGAAUUGUGUACUAGGAGGCCAAAAGUGGCACGAGUUGUGGGGAAAAACAUAACGAGUAAGACAUGGCUUUUCUACCAGAGGCCUAGUUUUUCCUAAUAGUUUACUGAAUUGUCUUACUAGGCUGACUUGAGUUCAAUGAAAUGAAGUAGUGACAAACACGAAACUAGUGUUUCUCCUCACAAGUCCCUCUCGAGACUUGUGAGGAGAAAAGAGAGAAGGAAGAAAAAAAAAAGCUGCUUGCUCGGGUUCAC